Molecule: messenger RNA, 1953 nt
Organism: Histoplasma capsulatum G186AR
Lineage: Eukaryota; Fungi; Ascomycota; Eurotiomycetes; Onygenales; Ajellomycetaceae
Product: phosphotransferase enzyme family protein
Exons: 6
Coding region: 1-1953 (650 amino acids)
Cellular component (GO): mitochondrion
Source: RefSeq, a predicted model, not a curated record
AUGUCUGGCGCGUCGGAUGCUGACCAUGAAGAUUUCUACCGCUACACGGGCGGGCGCUGGCUAUGGAAUGAGUCGAUGCAACUUAGGAACCGAUACAAGCGGUUUGAUGUGGCAGAGCUUCAGAGGAUUGCAGCUAGGAGCGUUGGAUCCAGGACCUGCUCACGUAUGAUCAAGCUUGCGGAGGGAGGAUCUAACAAGGUCUUCAGGCUUACUAUGGAUGAUGGUACAACCGCGAUUGCACGGAUACCGCAUCCUAAUAUGGGACCUCCAUUCAAGACGACUGCCUCUGAGGUUGCGACUAUGGAUUUUGUUCGAACUGUCCUCAAUAUACCAGUCCCAAAAGUGUUGGCUUGGAGUGGGAAUGCGGACAAUGCUGUCAAGUCAGAGUACAUAAUAAUGGAAGCAGCUGCUGGGACUCAGCUUGCAGACAUUUGGGAGGAUAUGGAGAUUGACAACAAGUUAAAAGUUGUGGAGAAUAUUGUCCUAAUCGAAAAGAAGCUGCUGUCCCUUUCAUUUAACCGUUACGGGAGUCUUUAUUUCGCGGACGACGCCUUUCCUGGAUGUGAAAAGGUGGAAAUUAUAGGGGAUAUACCCCGGUCACAGAAGAGAGAGAUUGAGAGCCGUUUUGUACUGGGUCCAGUUGCCAGCAAUGACUUCUGGGAUCGCGAACGAUCGCAUAUGGAUAUUGACCGCGGGCCUUGGGAAACAGCUCAAGACUAUCUCAGAGCAAUUCCUCGGCGUGAGAUUGCCUGGAUCAGCUAUCAUGCCACCACUGAACCUUCACAGAACUUGUUUAAAACAUCUGAAGCCCAAAUCUCCCCUAAUGCUCAUAUUGCCCUUUACAGGAAGUUCUCGACGGUUACAGAUCAUCUGUUGCCGAGAGAUCUGGAACUGAACCGACCCACCAUUUGGCAUUGCGAUCUCCAUUCCCCUAACCUAUUUGUUGAUGGUGACAGGGUUACCAGUGUAAUUGACUGGCAAGGUGUAUGGACUGGACCUCUCUUCCUCCAAGCACGGCAUCCAGCAUUGGUAAAUUAUAGUGGAGAAAUCGUGCUGAAGAUACCUGAUCAUUACAAAGACAUCGAAGAUGAAUCCGAGAAAGCGCGUAUCCGAGCACAAGUAGAAAAGUCAAUUUUGCUAUGGGCAUAUGAAUCUGACACAAAGGAAAACAAUUUCCUUGUCCAUGACGUUCUCCGCUUCCCACAUGGACGCACCGUUCGCGACGUGGUGGGGUUUUCUGCCAAUACUUGGGAUGGGGAUAUCUUACCAUUUAGAGAGAGCCUUAUCCGCAUUGUACGCCAUUGGAAAGAUAUUUGCCCUGAAAUGGCUUGCCCCAUUACAUUCUCAGAUGAGGAACUAAAGUCCCAUUACCGCGAUGCAGAGGGUUGGAAUGAGAUAGCAGACUUCUGGGACUCUUUGGAUGGAUUUGUCCAUCGCGAUGGAUGGACCUCCAACCAAAAUUAUGAAAAGGCGUACAAAAUAUAUCUUGAGCCACCAUGGCUGCCCAAUAAUCGCAAGCGCACCACACCUUGCAAGUUGGCUCAAUCGAUAUUAUUAGUGGACAAAUACUGGUGCCCUCGGGAGCAUGUGAUGCAUUCUGAAAUUCAGACGCUAAUACUGGCCAUAAUAGGUGGAAGCAUAGCCUAUGAUACAGAAUUAGCGCAGCGGCCCCUCCUUGAGAAUAUCCGUACGAUAUCUCUCACCACUUUCGGCGACCCAGUGUCCCCUGGGAAAGUUCAAAAACCCACAGAUAUCCUUACCUGUCAUUCCGUCCGGGAUCGUAUGCGGUUGAAUCUGGCCAUGCUCGCCAUAACCCUUCCAGAUUUCUUGCAGAUCGCUGAAGGUAGUGAAGCCCUCUACCUGUCCUUCGAGCAGAAAAAUACGCUCUCUUGGAAGUCCAGCAACCUUAGCAGCAGACACAGCAACCUUCAACGAGCUCUGGGUUGUCAUUAG